GUUCUUUUGGCUCUCCAUGCACCUUAACAGAUACAUGUUCUCCCACUUUUUAUUGUUCACAUCGAUGCCAGAGCUUUAUCAAGCAGACUCUGUUCUACGAAUCCUCGCGAAACCUGCCGCCAUCAAAACCUCCUUCCGGUGACAAGACAGAGACCCAUUAAAACACCAUUUGGAAGUUCAAUGGCUUCACAAGGACAACAGUUCCCUCCUCAAAAACAGGCGGCACAGCCUGGGAAAGAACAUCCCAUAGAGCCCAGAUCCCACUUCACCAAACCCGACUACAAGCCCUCCAAUAAACUCCAUGGCAUGGUGGCUUUGACCACUGGUGGAGAUUCUGGGAUUGGGAGAGCCGUUUGUCACUCUUUUGCAAUGGAGGGUGCGACCAAGACCAGUGAUGCUAAGGAUCCAUUGGCCAUACCCACGGAUUCGGGGUUUGAAGAAAGUGGUGAAUGUGUUCAGAAUAUAUAUAUAUUUUUUUAGGUCACGAAGCGGAAGCGGAAGCACUGAAGCACACACCUUUAUGUCAUGUAUCCACACAAAAAUGGUCCCUGCAUAUAUUGUUUAUAUGUAUGUGUGUGUGUGGAAAUGUGAGGUUUUUAAGGUAUAGUAAUGAUCAAAUGCAUGGCGGGGGAUGGGGGUGCCUGCAAUCUAGGUGCCCAGCAAUCCCUAAAAUAUUAACAUGUUCAUACUAUUCACGUCAUUAAAAAUGGUGUGAUUGAUGACGCCAUUUUAAAUGGCGUGAUUGUACAAAAAAUACAAAAGUCAUGUCAAUUUCAGUGACGUGUAGUGCUAUAUUGGGAAAUAUUUUAGUGUUAUAUUGGGAAAUAAUUUGUGUCAGACUGCUAUUUUG
Molecule: messenger RNA, 850 nt
Organism: Tripterygium wilfordii
Lineage: Eukaryota; Viridiplantae; Streptophyta; Magnoliopsida; Celastrales; Celastraceae
Product: glucose and ribitol dehydrogenase-like
Exons: 2
Coding region: 181-480 (99 amino acids)
Source: RefSeq, a predicted model, not a curated record